Hypanus sabinus (Atlantic stingray) is the source of this 3037-nucleotide messenger RNA. RefSeq names its product DEAD (Asp-Glu-Ala-Asp) box polypeptide 47 (gene ddx47). Gene Ontology annotation, molecular function: RNA helicase activity; ATP binding; nucleic acid binding. NCBI's taxonomy places the organism in Eukaryota, Metazoa, Chordata, Chondrichthyes, Myliobatiformes, Dasyatidae. The record is from RefSeq and is a predicted model, not a curated record. The transcript is spliced from 13 exons. The coding region runs from base 163 to 1728 and encodes 521 amino acids.
GCCACCUACUGCAAUGGAGUAGGACGGGGGAUCAGAUCCCAGCUCCCGGACCUGUUCAAAAGUUCACCACCCACGACUGAACUAGGUCCAGAUCUCCCCAAGCUCUCACUAAAAUCUGCGGCACACCGCGAUCGCAUAUUCCGUCUGUGGGACCCACUCCCCAUGCACAGCAGCAAGUGCACACACCAGCGUGUCCAAAGGCAAACAGGGGCAAAUCUUCAGAUGCUGGAAAUUCAAGCAACACACACCCACCCCCCCUCUGGAGGAGCUCAGCCGGUCAGGCAGCAUCUAUGGAAAAGAGGCAACAGCCAACGUUUCAGGCCGAGACCCUUCAUCAGGACAGGAAAAGAAUAUGAGGGGUCGUGCGGUGACUUCAGCGAAGAACUACAAUUCCCAGCGCACACUGCGCAAGGUUCGCGCAUGCUCACUGAGUUAGUGAAGAUGGAGGACACGUUACCGGAGGAGCCGGGCCGGCAGAGUCCCGAGCCCGAGGGGGAACCGGAGCAGCAGCCGCAGACUUUCCGAGAUCUGGGUGUGACUGAGGUUCUGUGUGAGGCCUGUGAGCAACUGGGAUGGAAAUCUCCCACCAGCAUCCAGAAAGAGGCUUUGCCCGUGGCCUUGCAAGGGCGGGACAUUAUUGGCCUGGCUGAGACUGGUUCUGGAAAGACGGGUGCCUUUGCUUUGCCGAUUCUGCAAGCCCUGCUGGAGAAACCUCAGCGCCUCUUCGCACUUGUCCUGACGCCAACCCGGGAGCUGGCCUUCCAGAUCUCUGAGCAAUUUGAGGCUCUGGGUUCAUCGAUUGGAGUGAAGUCCGCGGUGAUUGUGGGUGGAAUUGAUAUGAUGUCACAGAGUCUUGCUUUGGCGAAGAAACCACAUGUUAUCAUAGCCACGCCAGGCCGCCUGAUGGAUCACCUGCAGAAUACGAAGGGCUUUAAUCUGCGAGCGCUCAAGUACCUGGUGAUGGAUGAAGCUGACAGAAUCCUUAACAUGGACUUUGAAGUUGAAGUUGAUAAAAUUCUCAAGGUGAUUCCCAGAGAGCGGAAAACCUAUCUGUUCUCAGCUACGAUGACUAAGAAGGUACAGAAGCUCCAGCGAGCUGCCCUGAAAGACCCGGUGAAAUGUGCCGUAUCAACCAAGUACCAGACAGUGGAGAAGCUGCAACAAUAUUACGUAUUUAUUCCUUCCAAGUUCAAGGAUUGUUACCUGGUUUACAUUCUCAAUGAGCUUGCUGGGAAUUCCUUCAUCAUCUUCUGCAGCACGUGUAACAAUACCCAGCGCACAGCGUUGCUCCUUCGCAAUCUCGGAUUUACCGCCAUUCCCUUGCAUGGCCAGCUGAAUCAGAACAAACGAUUGGGUGCUUUGAAUAAGUUCAAGGCCAAGUCUCGGUCGAUCUUGCUAGCUACGGAUGUGGCGAGCCGGGGCCUGGAUAUUCCUCAUGUGGAUGUGGUUAUAAACUUCGACAUUCCCACGCAUUCUAAGGAUUACAUCCAUCGGGUGGGGCGCACAGCCAGAGCCGGCCGCUCGGGGAAGUCCAUCACCUUCGUCACCCAAUAUGACGUGGAGUUGUUCCAGAGGAUCGAGCACCUGAUUGGGAAGAAGCUCCCAGCAUUUCCCACGGAAGAGGAAGAGGUCAUGAUGUUGGUGGAACGCGUGUCGGAGGCACAGAGGAUCGCGCGACUGCCCCUGAACUGUUCCAGCAAACCACUUAUUUCAGGCAUUGAGGGAUGAGCAAUAUUGCCAAUGAUGCCUACCUACCACCUGGGAAUGUAUACAGUUCAUCCAUCAGCUCCUGAACCAGCAUGGAUAACUUCACUCACCUCAACUCUGAACAGAUUCCACAACCUACACACUAACUUUCAAACACUCUACAGCACAUUUUCUCAGUAUUAUUUGUUUUAGUGUAUUUACACAGUUUGUGUUUUGCACAACAAUUGUCUAUCAUAGUCAGAAUCAUAGAACACUACAGCACAGGCCCUCCAGCCCUUCUAGACCGUGCCGAGCUACUAAUUUGUCUAGUUUCAUCGACUCACGCCUGAACCAUAGCCUUCUGUUCCCCUCCCAUCCAUGUGACAAUCCAAAUUUCUCUUAGCCAUUGAAAUCGAACCGGCAUCCACGGCUUCCGCUGGCAGCUCGUUCCUAGUUCCCACCACCCUCUGAGUGAAGGAAGUUCCCCCUCAUGUUCCCCUUCACCCUUAACCCAUGACCUCUCAUUCUAAUCUCACCCAUUCUCAGUGGAAAAAGCCUGCUUGCAAAUACCCUAUUUAAAGCCCCUCGUAAUUUGGUAUACCGCUAUCAAAUCGCCCCCUCAUUCUCCUGUCCUGUAGGGAAUAAAGUCCUAACCCACUCAACCUUUCCUGAUAACUCAGGUUCUCAAAUCCUGGUAACAUCCUUGUAAAUAUUCUCUGCACUCUUUCAAUCUUAUUAAUAUCUUUCCUGUUUUUUUUAAAAAAUGCUAUUGGAGAUAAGUUGCCCAUUUUAGAUAAAGACCGCAAACAAUCUUUUUUAGUGAUAGGAAAUGUAUUUAUGUAUUAAGGCAAUGAAUAUGUGAGGAAAACCAAGUGUGUGUGUAUUUUUCUAUGAUGUCCCAUGAGACCCAGGCUGAUCUAUAUAUACCAUCAGAGGAGGUAGGCUUGGUACACUGUGUGCUGUAUGAGCAGGAAUGGUUCAAACCUUGUUUAUACAAUUCAUACUUGUGACCGUGUAGAAUGUUUUUAAUUAAAUCUCAUCACUGGCAAAAUUAGUUGUUUAGAAUGUUGUCAGAAUUAAUUGCCUUUCUGGGAACCGUCUCCAAAGUUGAUUCACAUUUGGAUGCAGAAUGACAAGUGAGUGGGCAGGGAGGUGAUUUAUUUUCUUGCGUGGGACUGCUUGUUUCUAAGAUGCCUAACUAUCUGAAUUUUACGAUCCUGCCCCCCCCCCCCCCCCAACUCCCAAAGACCAUGAGAAGGGCUUUUCAGGCUCGGUAAAACGCUUUGUGAGAGAGACGCUUUGCAGCUUGGGGUGUCGGAGUUCAAUUUCAAUGUCCUCCCUGUGGAAUACG